Messenger RNA from Anopheles coluzzii, 3532 nucleotides. RefSeq names its product importin-9 (gene Ipo9). Bases 143 to 3295 code for a protein of 1050 amino acids. Gene Ontology annotation, biological process: protein import into nucleus. Gene Ontology annotation, molecular function: small GTPase binding. The transcript is spliced from 7 exons. Lineage: Eukaryota; Metazoa; Arthropoda; Insecta; Diptera; Culicidae. The record is from RefSeq and is a predicted model, not a curated record. Gene Ontology annotation, cellular component: cytosol; nuclear envelope.
GCCAGUUGACAGAAGCAUGCCGUGAAAAGCCGGGAAAAUAUUGUUUUGAUUGCAAAAACUCCACGAGGCUCUCUCUUUUUCCUCUGCGUUUUGCAAGUAAACACACGCUUGUACACCGGUGCCGUGCCUCCCCCAGAAAACAAUGGCCCAAAACUCGGACGCCGUCAAGCAGGCGAUGUUUGAGGAGCUGCAGAAGAUACUGCAUCCCGACUCGGACCAGCGGAAGUCGGCCGAGGCCCGGUUGGCGCAGCUCAAAUUCACCGAAUGGUAUGGCGUCCUGUUGGCCGAGUUUACGAUCGAUCAACAGCUGCACAUCGGCUUACGGCAGCUUGCCUCAGUGAUGCUGAAACAGUACGUGAACGAUUGCUGGGCGGAUGGAGGUGAUGUGGUGGAGGAUGGUGGUGCCGGUGACCUGCCGGCAAUUGAUGCCGGGGCCACCCCUGCCCUGCUGGUGAACGAUGAGGCGAAGCGCCGGAUCAAACAAAUCCUGCCGGAAGGACUGUACGAUCAAAACAGCAAGAUUCGAUCCGUCGUCGCCUACUGCAUAGCAAACAUUGCGCUGUACGAUUGGCCGGGCGAUUGGCAGGAACUGUUCGACGUGAUCGUCAAGUGUCUCAGCGGCACGGAAAACUCGGUCGACGGCGCGAUGAAGGUGCUGGUCGAGUUUACGCUCGAGCUGGACCGGCAGGUGGGCGAGGUGGCGCCGCUAAUCCUUUCCGAGGUGUACCGGAUCUUCACCGCCGCCAACCAGUACAGCGUGACAGCGCGCAAGUACGCGGUGGAGAUACUGUACUCGCUGCUGCGUAGCAUCAACACGAACAUUGAGACGCGCCAGGAAAAGUCGGCCAUCCUCAAUCCGGUGCUGCCGAACUUUAUGCAACGGCUGAUCGAGGGCCUAACCGCACCGAACGGUCCGCACAGUAGCUUUCAGCUGAAAACGCAAAUCAUUAAAAUCCUCAAGUACAUGAUAUCGGACAUGUCAAAGUUCGUGCAACCGUACGUCGGAACGAUCCUGCCCACGAUCUGGCAGCUGCUGACGCAGCUGGCCGACUUUUACGUGAAAGUCGUGGUGAACGAAAGCGAAGCCGCCCCGUUUAACGGCACCGACCAGGACGGCGAUGACGAUGGGGUGGAAGAUUUCACGCAGAUGAUAUUGCAAAUAUUCGAGUUUGUGCACACGAUCAUCGAGAUGAAGAAGUACAAGGCGGCGAUCGUGAACGUGCUGACCGAUCUCGUCUACAUUACCGUGCUGUACAUGCAAAUUACGGAGGAGCAGGCCCAACAGUGGCUGGAAGAUCCGGAAAAGUUUGUCGACGAUGAGGACGAGCAGGGCGUGGAGUUUACGAUACGGGUGACGGCGCACGAUGUGCUGCUGAUUGUGGGGCGCGAGUAUGAGCAGCAGCUGCUGCCCUGCUUUACGGAGGCGCUCGGCAAGCACAGUGCCGUGGCGGAGGUGGACCGAAACGCGGGCAAUCCGCACUGGUGGAAGAUCCACGAAUCGUCGAUGCUGGCGGUCGGCUCGUUUAAGGAUAUGAUCGUGGAAAGUCCAGCCAGCUUUGAUAUGGGACAGUAUUUGGCGCUGAUCAAGAUGCUGAUGGAGAGCCAGGCGUCGCCGUACCUGCUCGGCCGCUGCCUGUGGCUGCUGAGCCGGUUCUGCGAGUGUGACAUCCUGCGCCAGCCGUUCAUGGAGCAAAUCGUGAACGUUACGGUGGACAGCCUGUCGAUGGAUAAGCCGAUCGUGCUGAGAAUUAUGGCCGCACGGGCAAUUUAUGGCUUUUGUAGCAACCUGAAGGACAACAAGGACGAACGCCACGUCCUGAUAAUGUCCAAGCUGGAAAACUUUUUCGACGGGCUGGUAGGACUGUUCGAGCAGUCACAAAACACCGUGCUCGGUCUGUUUCUGGAAGCUCUUAGUGCAAUAAUUUCGUUCGAUGUGAACGUAACGGCCACGCUGUGCCCGAAGGUAAUCACCGUUACGAUGACCGUCUUCCAGAAGUUCCACGACGACCGGUUUCUGGUCGAGAUGGUGCAGGAUGUGCUGAAGAUACUGUCGCAAAACCCGUUCUGCCUGCUGCCGCUGCAGGAUCGCAUCAUCCCGACGCUCGUGAGCAUCCUGAACCACGAUCAGGGUGGCGAUCAGCAGACGCUCGCGCCCGACAUUGCGCUGGACGUGCUGCAGACGCUCGUCAAGUACUCACAGGCGCCGUUGAGCGAUGCAAUGAUCGAGAGCGCCUUUCCAUCGGCCGUCCACUGCAUCCUGCGCACCGAGGACCAUUCGGUGAUGCAGGCGGGCGGUGAGUGUUUACGUUCGUUUUUGGCCAUCGCGCCCGAACAAAUCUGUCGCUACAAAAAUGGGGAAGGGCUGAACUAUGUGCUGCAGGUCACGACGAUGCUGCUGAACCCGAUGAACACGGAAUCUACCGCCUCGUUCAUUGGCCGGCUGGUCAUUACGAUCAUUACGAAGGUGGGCAACUUGCUGGGCGAUUCGGUCGAUCUGCUGCUCAAAGCGGUGCUCAGCAAGAUGCAGCUGGUGAAGAGCCUGAACGUGAUCAUGAGCUUGGUCACCAUCUUUGCCCACCUGAUACUGUUGCAGCUCGAUGCGGUCAUGAACUUCCUGAGCACCGUCCCAGGGCCGACCGGUGAAACGGCCAUGAGCUUCGUGCUGGCGAACUGGCUCAGCCGGCAGCAUCUGUUCUACGGGCAGUACGAGCGUAAGGUGACGACGCUGGCCCUGUGCAAGCUGUUCGAGCACGGUGUCACCACCAAAGACGAUCGGUUGAACACGGUCAUGAUAAAGGAGCAGGUGCCGGCCACAACACCGUCCGGCGCUGCGGGCAACACCGGACGGCGCACACGGUCGGCCAGUGCCAAAACACCGAUGGUGUGGGUCGAUACGCCGGUGCUGGUGAAGAUUUUCAAGCUGCUGCUGCACGAGCUGGCCAGCCUGCGGGAGGCAAAGGAUGCGCUCAACAAAAACACCGACAGCGGGGACGAAGCGAACAGCUCGAGCGACGAGGAAGCGGCGGACGAGGUCAGUGGCGACGGUGGCAAGAUGUCGUUCCUGACGCUGCUGACCCACAUGGAUGACGGCGACGAGGACGAGGAAGAGGACGAAGACGACCGGCAGCUGAUGGCGGAGCUGAUGAACGACCCCAUCUUCCAGUGCGACACGAUGGAGUAUCUGACCAAGUUCAUCGAGAGCUUCAGCCAGCACGAGAACUUCCGCGCCUUCCUGGAGAAGAUCGACGAGACGGAGAAGAACAUCCUGCAAACGUUCAACAUCCCUUCGAUGUAACGAUGGUACCGGUGUGUGGCGCCAAACGCCUCCUCUUCCUCCAGUUACAUCCAAAUCUACACAACACACACGUACAUCAUUCAUUUCAUUACUAUCUAAUAAGGCGCUUUUGUUUUGAACUCUAGAAGCAACUCUCACCACGGCAGAUAUAUUAUAAACGCAGAAACGCAGUUUUUGAAUUCUAUGUUGUGAUUCUAUUUUCGAAAAUAUACAAUACAUAUGCGCGUAGCAAUCACA